Messenger RNA from Cephus cinctus (wheat stem sawfly), 1401 nucleotides. RefSeq names its product tRNA (adenine(58)-N(1))-methyltransferase catalytic subunit TRMT61A (gene Trmt61). NCBI's taxonomy places the organism in Eukaryota, Metazoa, Arthropoda, Insecta, Hymenoptera, Cephidae. The record is from RefSeq and is a predicted model, not a curated record. Gene Ontology annotation, cellular component: nucleus; tRNA (m1A) methyltransferase complex. The coding region runs from base 130 to 1095 and encodes 321 amino acids. The transcript has 4 exons. Gene Ontology annotation, biological process: tRNA methylation.
CAUUCAACUGAGCGUGAGGACCUACAGAGUUUAUACACCGAAUCCACCUACUAUAAACUUGUUUACCAUUUAGAGCAAAAGUGUAUCAUACGUUUUUGAUAUCUACCACGUUUUUAUUCAUCUUACAGAAUGAGUUUUAACAAAGCGAAAGAGUAUAUAGAGGAGGGAGAUACUGUUAUAUUAUAUUUGGGACCAAAUAAUAUGCACUCUAUCGAUGUUGUGCAUAAGAUCAUGAAUAAGAAGGGUGAACUGACUGACAAUGUUUUUCAAACAAUUUAUGGAGCACUCAAAGUACCAUCACUUGUAGGUGAAAAAUAUGGUGCUAAAGUACAAUUAUCCAGAGGGUGGGCUUAUGUUCUACAGCCUACAUCAGAACUUUGGACUGUUACUCUUCCACAUAGAACUCAAAUAAUUUAUACACCAGAUAUAAGUCUGAUCACAUAUUUGCUGGAAUUAGUACCUGGUAGUAUAGUUGUUGAAACAGGAACUGGUAGUGGGUCACUUUCUCAUUCUUUGAUUCGUAUAAUACAGCCCUUAGGACACCUAUACACUUUUGAUUUUCAUGAACAACGUGCUUCUCUAGCAUGUGCUGAAUUUGAAAAACAUGGACUAAGUGACUUUGUUACUGUUCAACAUCGCGAUGUUUGUGCUGAUGGCUUUGGAGAGAAACUUAAUAACAAGGCAGAUGCGAUUUUUCUAGACUUACCCCAUCCUUGGUUAACCAUAGAUCAUGCUGUAAAGACUCUAAAAAAUUCAGGAGGAAAAUUGUGCUCAUUCUCUCCUUGCAUUGAACAAGUACAGCGAACGUGUGAGAAGUUAACAGCUACUGGCUUCGUUGAUCUGAAAACUUAUGAAUGCUUGGAGAAAGAAUUAUCAGUACAGUAUAAGAGUCUUCCUGUAUUAGAUCUUGAAUGUUUAAAACACAAGCGAAUUAGUGAGGAAGCAAUAGACAAAGUAGAAAAAAAUGAAGAGGAUCGACGGAAAUACGAAAAAAUUCUUACAGUAACACACUCAUCCUCUUUACCUGGGCACACUGGCUUUAUAACAAUUGCGACACUACCACCUGUAUUUGCAAGGAUAAUAAAAACAAGUUAACACCAGCCGUGAUGUAUAGUAUAAGAAAUAAUUAUAUAUUAACAAUAAAUUGUAUAAGGAGAAAUUUUUAUUAGCUAUCAUUAACUGUUACAAUCAUAAGCAGUCUAUAAUUGGUAGUAUUCAGUGCAUAGUUUCAUCAGACAUCCAACAUAAGGACUGACUACUUAAUGAAUUAAUUAUUAUAUGAGUAAACUCAACAACUGAGUGUUGAACGGAUUGUUCGCUAAAAUGUAAACAUUCUUUGACGUAAUACCACUUACGAUGGUUGAAUCUGUCAGAGAAAAAUAAAAAUAUUUGAGACAGCAA